Amoebophrya sp. A120 is the source of this 1506-nucleotide messenger RNA. The record is from the annotation of a GenBank genome assembly. NCBI's taxonomy places the organism in Eukaryota, Dinophyceae, Syndiniales, Amoebophryaceae.
AGGACCGAUGUAAGUAUUUCGUCUGUCCUUCUUGAUUUACUUCUGUAUAUAUAAUUUCCUCUCUCUACUUGUAUAUUCGAUUCCGGAUACAACCAGAUUACUACGUCGCUGUUGAACAAUUUCCGUUUCUCGUAUUUCAUUGCAGCUUUCUCGUAUUUCAUUGCAGAUUUGUGAAAAAAAAACGGAACAACACGCACGGGGCUACUACGCAGCUCGAGAGACGCAAGAAAUCUGGGGGGGAGUUCAGGAUCUUCCGGGGACCCUGCUGACCCCGGCCAGGACAGCUCGAAAAGUGCGCAGGAGACCUACAAGGUUCCAUUCGAAAGCGCAGAGACGAGCCGGGACCUUGAGUCUUGCAGUUGCGAAGAGGAUAUGAAAUGCAAAGCAUCGUACUAGUAGAAAUCGCAUAAGAAAUUUCCUCAGCAUGAGAAAGAAAAUUUGUAAUGCGGAUUUAACGUGAGAAAGAAAUUUGUAAUGCAUGAAUGCGAUUAGUACGAGUGCGAUAACUUUGCAAUGCAUAGAUGAGGAUGUAGCGGUCGCGGAUGUCCCUUCUACCUCGUCAUCUUUUGAACAGAUGAUGACGGAGAUGACCACAAGUACAACGGCCGACAAGAAGAACUACGAUCGCACACGACCAGCAGCUACGACUCCUUCCUUUUUGGAAACAAAACCGGCGCAAAAAAUCCUCGAGGGAAAGGACAAGCGGGCGUCCUCCUCGGGACAAAAAACAUCCUGCCCACCGUGUCGUAGUUCAUCUUCCACGAAUGUUGAACGCAGUGCUAUGGCGUUCUCAAGCGUUACAUUCUCAAUUGUUACAUGAAUUUGUCAUGCAGAACUACCUUAAGCCGUGCGGCAGAUGAUCAAGCUGCUUCGCAUGACAAAUAAUCUCCGAAGGGCUAAACAGGAUGUAAAUCUGUGCAAAACCUGUGAUGCGAAAGCAGCCAGCUUGCCCCUUUGACUAUUGCUGUUCUUGCAUUGCAAAUCUAUGUUGUAAACAGUUCAGAAUGUAACGCUUGAACGCUAUAAGUGCUGGAGUUGUCACUACCACAACUUCUACCGGAACUAGUACAGAGUCGCCUGCUACCGGACGAGACCACGCAAGGGGCGUGUUGCGCCACGUUUUUGGAGCAAGAAGGGGAGGACGAGGGGAAUCUCGGUGUUGUGCAAGGACAGGAUUACACCAGAAAGAAUUCUGUUCUCGGGGAGCCGCUGCUGCAGCAGGGUUCGCCAGAAGGAACUCCCAGCAAGCUCCUUGACGAGAAUACCAGCGAAUAUGAGCUGGAGGAGGAAAAGAAGAUGAAUGAAAGUUGCUGCGAGAUGAAAAGAUCGGGGUCGUCUCCGCGGCGCAAUCCCAAAAGAAUUCCGUCUGGCGGGUGGAGGACCAUCAAGGGCCCCCCACUCCUACCUCGUCGCCCGUUGUACUUGUGUGAUCAUGAUGGCUUCACGGUUCUUACCCUUUUUACCCCAGAAGUUGUACCCUUAUUUUUCCAACGAAGAUUUUGUUGA